AUGGCCCCGGAGGGCACGGUGCAGGACAUGGAAGAUGAACCACAGACCACAGCGAGCAAAGGCUUCGGAGCCGAAAUAUUCAAGAUCUUCGGAGGUGGUAGUGGUAGCGCAGCUAAUGUAAAUGGGCCGAAGAAGACCACGCGAGACGGUCAACAGCCGAAGCGUCGCGGCCCUAAGCCGGAUAGCAAGCCUGCACUCACCAGACGGCAGGAACUGAAUCGCCAAGCCCAGAGAACACAUCGCGAGCGAAAGGAACAAUACAUGAGAGCAUUGGAGACCGAGGUAUCUCGGUUACGGGAGGCCUAUACCACAGAGAUUGCGGAGGCCAACACGACAAUUCAACAACACAAAGAGAUAAUCCAUUCGAUGCGAGAGGAGAACGAAAUCCUGAGGAGAAUCCUUGCAGCGAACGGAAUCCAACACGAAGCGGAUCUGGAGCGCCGCCGGGUGGAGCAUCCCCCGAUUAUGCCCUUCCUACCGGCCCUAGUAAGCUCUAGUACUGUUGUUGGCAGCAGCACCGCGUCACAGAGUGCCCCUCUCACCCAGUCGGCCAGCAACCACAACACAACCCCUACAACUACGAUCUCAUCCGGCAUGAGCCCCCGCGCUAAUGGCAUGGAUCACCCCGUGGUCUCGCCUGCGAUUGGAUACGCUUCCCACCAGCAAGUGUACCACGCGGGUGCAGGCGAGCAUUUUAUGAGCAUGGACCAUUCGUCGUGCCAACCCAUUGAUACUAUGCAGCCCAUUCCAGUCGCACAGGGAGGUGUCUUCGAGACAUACCCUCAGUUGCAGGUGGACUUUAUCUUAACACUCGAGAGCCCCUGCCGCGAACACACGGACUACCUCUGCCGACGCUCGGUCACAGAAGCGGAUGACGAAGACAUGCCGUUUUCCGGACACGCCCUGAUGGCAACAUGCCCACCACCCAGCUACAUCUCUAACACAACACACGAACAACCAUACCCGCACAUGGCGCCGGAUCUCCCACACGCAAAUCUGACCACACUCCUCAACCUCAGUCGACAGCUCGUGACAGAGGGACAAAUCACGCCAAUCAUGGCGCUACAAUGUCUUAAGAACCACAAGCUGUACACGGAAUUGCGACGUGACGACAUCAAGAUCGUCAUGGAUACGCUCAACACUAAGGUCCGUUGUUAUGGCUUCGGCGCUGUGGUCGAGGACUUUGAGUUGAUAGAUUGUAUGAGCAGUGUGCUCGGCACCAAGGUCGAUCUCAGUUUGCCGAGCACAGUCGAUGACUCAAUGUAUGGUUGA
Penicillium digitatum Pd1 is the source of this 1272-nucleotide messenger RNA. NCBI's taxonomy places the organism in Eukaryota, Fungi, Ascomycota, Eurotiomycetes, Eurotiales, Aspergillaceae. The record is from RefSeq and is a predicted model, not a curated record.